This is a messenger RNA of Adineta steineri, 246 nucleotides long. Lineage: Eukaryota; Metazoa; Rotifera; Eurotatoria; Adinetida; Adinetidae. The record is from the annotation of a GenBank genome assembly.
AUGAUUAAUUUAAGAUAUUCAACUGAUACUUGUCAAGUUGUUCUUCGUCUUAAUGAUGCAAAUCAUAAUCAAGUUCAACAUUUGACGUGGCAUUAUGAAAUGUUACAAAAUAAUGAUGAUGAUAAAGAAGAGAAAUCUAAAUACGAACAAAUAUCUAUUAUACCUAAACGAGAUGUUGAUCAAAAACCAUUUCGUAUUUGUGUAUCACCAUCUCGUUUUCUUUCUCCAUUAACAUGGAUUGAAUAA